GCGCAGAGCUCACGUACUUGAUUACAAGCUAUCACCCACCAAUCUACAAAAGUCUUCUGUGCUGGAACAAUAGAAUCAAGACAAGGAAAUCUAGAUACUGGCCCCCCAUAUAGUCUUUAUUUGAUCCACCAAGAACUGCAAUUCACCCUUAUGCCCCCGCGGUCAAGAAAUUUCAAUGGGUGCUGGACAUGUCGCAUACGAAAGAUCAAGUGCGAUGCCACCCGACCGAAAUGCCAAAGAUGUCAGAAGGCGAAUCUAGAAUGCAAAGGAUACAAGGUCGUGCUUGCCUGGGCAGAUGUCUCGACGCUUGAUAAUGACAAUAAGCUAACGUCUCUUAAUGCGGCGAAACUACCCAACAGAAAAUAUGAGAGAGCUUCUCUGCGGCGGAAUCUUGAACUAGUGAAAUUCCCGAAGCUGAUGCUGUACGAGACCUAUGACAAACUCAAUCAAAUUGUUGCACAGUUUGAUGAGACACAUUCGACGGUUCUGCGGCCGUGUUUCAUUGUUGGACCUUUUGGAGUGUUUCCGCUUGAAACAUCCAGUCAACUACCCCUUAUUGAUCACUCUCCCAAGGACCUAAACUCACUCCCGCAAGAAUCUGCUCUUGCGCAUACACCUGCAGAAGUUCUCGAGAAAGAAACUGGUUUCCUUUCCGCUGUUUCUGUGAGCGAAGUCCUUGGGAGUGACCUAGAAUCGUCUAUUUUUUCCAAGACAACUAAUGCCUACGUCCACUACAAACUCUUGGACUAUGCAAAGCUCACCAUCUUGUCCAUAAAAGGGCCGCGCCACAAGUUCAAUGAACAGGGCAUGUUCCAUAUUCUUUAUCCCAAGUUUUUCCCAAACGUCGAAUCAGAUAACUGGAGGCCAAACGGCCGAGUCUUGAACGAGCUUUUUUCCCAGGAUAGUGCGGGAAACAUUGUCAUUGCUCCCUCCAUGGGGUCAGACUUCAAGUUUCUUUUGGAUAGCUUACUGUCAUCCAUGAGAGUAGCUCACAAUCAGAAUCCAUGGAAAAGUCUCGUUGUGCCUUUUAUAAAGCAAAUGUUUUUCGAGAUUAUUUGUGAGGAAUAUCCUGAGUCAAAUAGUUGGAAAAACCAUUUAACAGGCAAAACACCGACUGCUAUACCAAGAAACCUCCUUCUACGAAAUAUCAAAUUCUCCAUUUUUUGUAUGUGCUUGUCCAUCAGUUGGCAUGAGCGCUCGCUUUCUGGAUUAAAGGUAACGAAUGCAGUAGAUUCGUUGUUUGUCAAUGAUGAGCUCAAGAUAAGUAUUGAGUUGAGAAAAAUUGCGAUCAAUAUUCUUAACUAUCAUUUAGAUGAAUACGAUGGUAACUCUGAGUACUAUCCUGUGGAUGAUUACGAUACUUAUUUCCUUUUAGCACUCAUUUUGCAGGUUCACAUCGACAAUCUAUUUGGUGUCUUUGAAAACUACGAACUCAUGUAUGCAAUAGGUGACUUUAUUUUGAAAAAACCCAAAUCAAGUCGAAGACAUCAAUCAUCUUUGCAGCGUCACUUGCGCCAUAGUUUCAACAUUUUGAAUAUUCUUUAUGAAUCGACUCAAACCAUUAACUUUUUCAAUUAUUCUAUAUCGGGGAAAGAUCAGAGACUUAAAUAUCUGGACCUCGACGAAGACUAUGAUCUCACAAAAAAUGACACGAAUAAAGAGAAAGACUUUUCCAGUGAUGACUCCGAGGAGGAUUUCGGUUCUGGGGACGAUGAUGAAAGUGCCGUUAAUGUGUGUGCCACAUCGAGUACUUCACAAGCUCUAUCAUUCACGGUAAACUUUGACGGUGAGAAGCCCAGAAAAUCUUCUAAUAACAAUGAUUUGAGACAACCAAAGGAGCUAGGUUUCAAAAGUUUUCAAGAAGGAUUGCCGGAUAAAGGGAGUUAUCCGAAUCCAAUCAUACCUACUUUGGAGGAUGGUUCUAUCUUUCUGAGCUAUGGUUUACCAAAAGCUCUUUUGCAGUUGGUGCAAGAAGUUGUUCAUCUCACAAACCACAAAGCUGUUUUCAAAACUCGUGGGCUAGCACCUCGCAACUUUCCAAGGAUAUGUGCGGAGAUCGAAGACAAAAUAUUGAAUUUCAAUGUAGAGAACCAUUGGAAACUAUACGACAAUCAUUACAAUCCUAUCACCAACGUUGCGACAAAGUUCUUCAUCUCGGACUUCCAUGAGGGGUUGUUUCAUAACGUUAUUUACUUUCACAAUGCAUUGGUAGUCUAUUUCAAAAGACUCAUACCUGAAAGUCCCAAACAAAUUUAUCAGCCAUUUAUCCAGGCAAGUUUUUUCCACAUGGAGAAGUUGAUUGCAUUGAAUAAAACCUUGAAAGUGAAAGGAAUAAAUUAUCACUUUAACCCAUUGUUCUGGCCUUUGCUUGUCUGUGGGUGCGAGAUUGAUCUUUCAACCCACGGCUACUUAAGAGAACAAUGCCAAAAGUUGUGGAAUGAGAGAUGUUUCAAAAGAUUCAACUAUUGGCGCUCAAAGCAAAUAUUGUUUGAGGUUUGGCAUAGAAGAGAACAGGGAGAAGAUACUAGCUUUAUGGACUUGAUCCGAGAAUGGGGAAUCGUACUAAGUUUGGGUUGAAAUCCCAAUCUGUUUAUGACAAAAAAGUCUCACUUCAGGUCAUGAAUGAUUGGAGCAACGUACAGAGCAUGCUUGAACUCUUUUUUCUCUAUCUUAUCUAACAUCUUUUGCAUGAACUCGGGACUGAACUCAUCCGAGUUUUGUUGAAAGCUCGCCAAAGUCUUGUCCCUCGCACUGGUUGCAAUGAAGAAUUCUGCAAAAGGCACAAUUGCAACUAAACUCGAUUUCAUUAAACGCAACAGGCCCGCAAUAUCUCGGGUAAGAUUAACAUUGUAAUUUUUGUUUAGACACAUGUUUAUCAAAUUGACUUUGAACCCAUUUGAAUACGGGUUGUCAUCAAAUGUGUACGAAACGACUUUUCUCGUUCCUUCGUGAGCAAUAUUGACAAAGCGUAUGCCCAGUUCCACCCGGGGUGUCUUACCAACGCACCAUGUAUACCUUGAAUUUACAUUCCUUUGUUUUCCUAG
Molecule: messenger RNA, 3044 nt
Organism: Metschnikowia bicuspidata var. bicuspidata NRRL YB-4993
Lineage: Eukaryota; Fungi; Ascomycota; Pichiomycetes; Serinales; Metschnikowiaceae
Gene: ARG83
Product: Arg83p
Exons: 1
Coding region: 151-2577 (808 amino acids)
Biological process (GO): positive regulation of transcription by RNA polymerase II
Cellular component (GO): nucleus
Molecular function (GO): DNA-binding transcription factor activity, RNA polymerase II-specific; zinc ion binding; transcription cis-regulatory region binding
Source: RefSeq, a predicted model, not a curated record